Messenger RNA from Anastrepha obliqua, 3325 nucleotides. It is a transcript of the gene sstn, whose product is annotated as bromodomain-containing protein DDB_G0280777. The record is from RefSeq and is a predicted model, not a curated record. Lineage: Eukaryota; Metazoa; Arthropoda; Insecta; Diptera; Tephritidae. Bases 777 to 3110 code for a protein of 777 amino acids. The transcript has 3 exons.
CUAUUCUGCGCAUAUUUUGUUUGCCAGUAGUUUUAAAUAAAAUAGCACAAAUAAUUAAUAAAACCGACUUAUAUCAGCUGCAAAAAAUUAGGAAAAUAGUGUUUAUUAGAAGGCCCCCAUAGAAUUGCAAAUAAAAAAGUGAAGUUAAAGUGCAAACAUUUACCUUGGGAACCUUCGAUGCUUCUUUCGCUAUCGACGCGAAUAGCAAAUUAAAGUAGCGGCGGCGAAACGUCUAAAGGUGCUUAGUAUAUAUUGGAAAUGAUGUCAGUGUGCUCAUUUGCAUUUUCUUGAUAUUAGUUUUGUUAAUUGUUGUGACCAAAUUACUUUGUUAGUGAUUCUGUUUUAAUUUUACCUUACUUGGAUUCUUCUUCACAUAUGCAAUGUAAGUUGUUAUUGCUUUGGUGAUGAUUCCAAAGUUGGGCUUAGUCACACAUUUCUAUUUGGAGACAUGAAUAUGCAAUAUAAGCAGCACCGAUUUUUUAAAGAACGUGCUUAACGAUUUGUACGAAAGAUUUUUAGUUCCGUAGCAGGAGAAGCGGAAUGCCGAAUUACGGUGUUGAAAUCCAUAAAAAAUCCACAGGCUCGGAGAUUAAAAGGAGUAUAAAAAAUUAGAUAUACUAGCCAAUUAAAUUUAUAUAGAAAUCUGAACGAAUGCACCAAAAACGAAACAGUAACGGCACCAUUGACAUCACAAACGCACCUAAAGUCGGCCUAAAAUCUACCAAUUCAGGCAAUUCGAGAAUAGAAAGUUUUCUACAGGCGCUUGAAAACUAAAUAUGGCUGCCACUACCAGAAAUAAUCCUAAUGACGAAAAUGCAGAGAGCGGGGGGAGUGGUACACAGGCCAACACUAGCAAUAACAAUAACAACAAUAGUAGUUGUAAUAAUAAUAACAAUGGCGACAGUACGAGCCAUAACCAACCGGUGAUGGACGAGAUGGAGAUUAAGUUAAAACGCCAAAAUCUCGAACAGCGCAAGCAGGAGCUAGAGCGGGUACUCAGUGAAAAGAAUUGGCUGCUGCAGCAAAUACAAAAGCAAGAGACCCAAAUACUGAAUGGCAACUACGAGUAUUUGAAUGUAAAUGAAAUAUUCGCUAUGUUGACACGCCAGUACAAGAAGGAAAACGGCGGAAGUAGAGGCAGCGAUGCUGGAAGCACUGCUGUUUUAAGGAGAAAGACUAUAAGCGGUGGUUGUAAGGAGAAUCAGAUCAACCACAACAACAGUAGUAAUAACAAUCGACAGUCGGAGAUUUCAAAUCGCUCAUCGGAAUACGACAAUUACCCUGGUGGGAAUUCAAGUAUGGGUGAAUCUAAUACGACAGCGCUUAAUGCUGCCGCUGUGCAACAACACCUAACCAAGAGUCAAUCAAUGAAGAAACGAGGCACUAACACACCCGCUGCGACUUCAAUGGCCAACUACAACUAUUUGCAAGCACAGCAGAGACAGCAACAGCUGCUGCAGCAGCAGAUGCUGCAAAAUCAAAUGCAAUAUACGGCUUUGAUGCAACAUCAGCACUAUCAUCAUCAGCAACAACAGUUGCAUCAACACCAGAAGCAUGAGGAUCAGCAACAGCAAGCACAUCAGUACAAGCAGCAAAUCUCACCAUCACAGUCACAAUCAUAUUCACAAUCGCGCCACUAUCCAUCUGAUGCAAUUUCGUUGUACUCAGUCAAUUCAGCGAGUGUCGCUACUUUGCGUCAGCAACAUAUUGCCCCACAGCAACAACCGAUUGUGGUUCAAUGCGACCGCUACUAUCUAUCUCCUACGCAUCAGAGCUACAAUGGCGGUGGUUUUAUCAAGUCCAGUCAAAAUAUUAAAAAAUAUGUUUCGCCACAAGUAUCGCCGACACAUCACGGAGUGGCAACAACACAAACUCUAAAGCAUUCACAUCCUUUCCAACAAGAUUUGCUCAUACCAGCCGCAGUUACAGCAGAACAAAAGUAUAUGCAUCACCAGCAACUACCGCUACAACAACAACAGUUUCUGACACUGCAACAACUACAACCUCAGAUUUUGCUACAUCAGCCGCAGCAUGCUUCUAGCAGGCAGUUAGAUGCCAUCUCCUUGGCGCCUUCUUACAUUUCUGUUGACGUAGAGAGCGCAGCAGCGCACAAUCCACACUGGCGUUCGCAAAGCAAUCUGCCACCCAUCUCGCCACAAACACCACCACACAAGGGACUUGCAUAUAAUCAAAAUCAAAUUACGGCGGACACCAAGUCCCAUUCAAGUGAUAUGUUGUCAAGUAAUGCGUACUAUAAUACAUCUGUUGCCUUGCCAGCGGCAUCUGUGAAGUCCCUGACCAAACCUCUGGACGAAAUUUCCAUUUCAUCGUUGAAUAGCGAAACACAAAAGUCGAAACUACCGAAACCCAAACAAUGGAUGGAGUCGUCUUUAGAUGGUCCUGUAAUACGUCAGACGCCAACAACGGGCGGAAGUGCUGCGCAUGCGCAAGACUUAUUCUACAACACAUCUAACUCAUCAAGGCCGUCAGCAAAUAAAACACAAAUCGGUGUCUCCACUUUAGGUGGAGGGGGUGCUAGCGCCGGUGGGCCGCGUGAACGUACAAAACUCUCAUCUCAAUCAAUGUCCGGCGCCCCACGUCAUUACUCUAUGUCCGCAGCCUCACAUAAACACCCAUAUUCCCAGAAGUUGCUACAGGAUGACGACGGACGCUACGCCAAGCUAAGCCAGUCCACAUCUUAUCUCAAUAGCAGAGAGUCACCUUCAAUAUCGGCUGCAUAUCCACUGGACGGAAGCAUGAACAGCACCACUAUCGAACUACCGGCGCCGACAACGGUAUUCAAAUACUUGCCGCCGAAGCCCAGCACUGUCGCCAACACUGCUUCGCAGUUAACACCGCCACCACCGCCGCGGCCACCACCGAUUGGUGAGAAAGCCAUCGGUGUUGUAGUUACUGGAGUUGCGACAAUGCCAAGUGCUUUAUCCCCAAAUGAUAUACGCAUUGAAUCGCCGAAAAAUAUAACAGUCGUAAAACCGGCUACCUUCCGCCCAUAUCAAGAGGAGACCAAACCGUUUGAAAUGUCUGACUUUUAUAAAUAUUCCACAAAGUUUAGGCAGAAAGAGCCAUCUGCUUCAAAUGCAGAACAUUAGAGAAGAUUAGUGAAUGUGGAGCAUAUCACAAAUAUUCAAGCAUCACAUUUUAUAUGACUUCACAUAUUAGAUUACUUAAAGCAAUCAGUUUAGUUAGAAAAUUUUAAUGGAAAUUCAAUCCGGAAUAAAAAAACCAUAUAUACUUGACAACUUUUAGGUAAAGUAAUUAACUUUUUUAGAAGCAUAUAUAUAUAUAUAUAUGUAUAUAUACAUAU